AGCUGGGAGAUGUCGAAAUGGUGGAAAUACAAAAGUUAGAAGCACAAAGUGAAAGAGAACAGGUUUGAGAGGAGAGAAGGGUAUAAAGGCAGCCACACAGCAAACAUGUUACUCCUCCAGGUCACUCCAGAGAAAAACCUCCUCUUUAAACAUGUUGCUCAAGUCUGUCACAGAAAGCUUUGCCAAAAUGAUCCACGGCUUCAAAGUGGCACACCUGACAGAUCGUGUUAUUCAGAGGAGCAAGAGGAUGAUUCUGGAUACUCUGGGCGUUGGACUCCUGGGAACCAGUACAGAGGUGUUUUACAAAGCCAGCCAAUAUAGCAAAAUCUAUACCUCCAACAUAUCCAGCACUGUUUGGGGCCAAAUGGACUUCAGACUUCCGCCUACAUAUGCUGCUUUCAUUAAUGGUGUAGCUAUUCACUCAAUGGAUUUUGAUGACACAUGGCACCCUGCCACCCACCCUUCUGGAGCUGUCCUUCCUGUCCUCACAGCUUUAUCAGAAGCUCUGCCUCGAAGUCCAAAGUUCUCUGGCCUUGACCUGCUGUUGGCUUUCAAUGUUGGUAUUGAAGUGCAAGGCCGAUUAAUGCAUUUCUCCAAGGAAGCCAAUGACAUACCAAAGAGAUUCCAUCCUCCCUCGGUGGUAGGAACUUUGGGUAGUGCUGCUGCUGCAUCCAAGUUUUUAGGGCUCAGUUUGAACAAGUGCCAGGAGGCCCUGGCUAUUGCCGUUUCCCAUGCCGGGGCACCCAUGGCAAAUGCUGCCACUCAGACCAAGCCCCUCCACAUUGGCAAUGCCGCCAGGCAUGGGAUAGAAGCUGCUUUUCUGGCCAUGCUGGGUCUCCAAGGAAACAAGCAGAUCUUGGACAUGGAGGCAGGGUUUGGGGCCUUCUAUGCCAACUACUCCCCCAAAGUCCUUCCAAGCCUAGCUUCCCACACUUGGCUGCUAGACCAGCAGGAUGUGGCCUUCAAGCGUUUCCCUGCACACUUGGCAACCCACUGGAUGGCAGACGCAGCUGCAUCUGUGAGGAGGCACAUUGUGACAGACGGAGCACCACUUCCCAUCGACCACAUCCAGAGAAUUGUGCUCAGAAUUCCAGAUGUCCAGUAUGUAAACAGACCCUUCCCAGACUCAGAGCAUGAAGCCCGCCACUCCUUCCAGUACGUGGCCUGUGCCAUGCUGCUCGAUGGUGGCAUCACUGUCCCAUCAUUCCACAAAUGCCAGAUAAACAGGCCACAGGUGAGACAGCUGCUCAGGAAGGUGGAGCUGGAGCACCCUCCGGACAACCUGCCAAGCUUCAACACACUGUACUGCGAGGUGAGUGUCACCCUCAAGGAUGGAGCCACCUUCACGGAGCGCUCCAAUACCUUCUAUGGUCACUGGAGGAAACCGCUGAGCCAGGAGGAUCUGCAGGAGAAGUUCAGAGCCAAUGCCUCCGGGAUGCUGCCCUGUGACAAAGUAGAAGGUCUUAUAAGGAUCGUAGAAAAACUGGAAGACAUAGAAGACUGCUCUGUGUUAACCACACUUCUGAAACGACCCUGUCCACCGCAGGAGGCUUCAGAUCUAUCCAUCAUGUAAUAACUCCAUCCCAGAAUCUGUCCUGAAGCUAAUCGAGGUCUAAAUGACUUUGCAUUUGGCGUGAUUCAAUGAUGUGCUUUAUUGGUCACGGUCGACUGUUUGGUCUGCCCAGGGUUAAAUGAAGCAAGGUGAAGAGAGUCCAGAAACCGAACCGGAUACACAGGCAGUCCCUGGGUUACGAACAAGAUCUGUUCCUAACUGUGUCUUUAAGUCGAAUUUGUAGAGUUCGGAACACGUGCAUACGGUUCGUAUUUAGCCUUACUUUAGUGCAUGGAAAGGCUCGAAGCCUUUUCAAUAAUGUAGAAGCUGCACAUGCAGCAAGUGAAGGUGAUUGUGAUGAGACUUUGUUGUGAGUAGGGGUUGGUUCAAUCAUUUCAAAGUGAGGGCAAAUUUACAUUAACAUUAAAGUGCAAGUAUGAGUUGUCCGUAACUGACGUUCACAACCCAGGGAUUGUCUGUAUAUGGGAGGAGAAGUUUUAUCCUGUAGAUUUCUCAAGACAGUUCCAAUUACCUAAAGCAAUAUGAGAAAUAUGCAAGAAACACAAAGAAAUUGAUUUUUAUAAGCAUCCAUAAGGCUGAAAUUCAAGUCACCUAUGAUUUUCUUGUAAAGUUAAUCUUUUCAGAGGAGUUACUUAUGAACUUCAUGAACCUCAAAGCUUGACAAGAAUGUGAAUCUGUGUGCACAUUUGCUGGCAGUGGAGAAGGGCUCUGGUCUGUUGUGCUGUUAACAGAUUUUUUAGGGCAUGAGUUAUCACCAAGUUCUUCACAGUGGACAAGGGCUACCGAGUUUAAAAAUAAGGCCCUAGUGGGUUUGGUUUUUUGGUUUGGGGGUUUAAGAGGACUGAAACACUUUUCAGUCUAUUAGACCAGCAUUUCCCAUCAGUUUUCCUCAGAAGAAUAGUUCCCUGUAUAGUGCUCCAGAAGAGUCACACAGUCAAAGAAGAUAAUAUUAUACCAAAAAUGAGUCAGAAUCCACUACACUCAAUGGCAGCGGGUUUUUGGUUUAGUGGGGUCAAAUCCUGCCCCUGCCACUUACUAGAUGUGGCCCUGGGCAUGUUACCUAGUCUCAUCUGCCUCAGUUUUCCUAUUAGUAAAGCAGAGGUAAAAAACAGUCUGAAAAAAAAAGGCAGUUUUCCUCUAGAAGCCAUACUCUUAACCAUUAUCUCACCGUUCAGUACAAAAAGACUUUGAGAAAAAUGCCUCAAAUAAAGAGUCAGAGAUGCAAGAAAGAAUAAAAAA
Molecule: messenger RNA, 2812 nt
Organism: Trichechus manatus latirostris (Florida manatee)
Lineage: Eukaryota; Metazoa; Chordata; Mammalia; Sirenia; Trichechidae
Gene: ACOD1
Product: aconitate decarboxylase 1
Exons: 5
Coding region: 152-1573 (473 amino acids)
Biological process (GO): defense response
Cellular component (GO): mitochondrion
Molecular function (GO): aconitate decarboxylase activity
Source: RefSeq, a predicted model, not a curated record